Messenger RNA from Necator americanus (New World hookworm), 1179 nucleotides. RefSeq lists its product as uncharacterized. Bases 1 to 1179 code for a protein of 392 amino acids. NCBI's taxonomy places the organism in Eukaryota, Metazoa, Nematoda, Chromadorea, Rhabditida, Ancylostomatidae. The transcript has 4 exons. The record is from RefSeq and is a predicted model, not a curated record.
AUGGAGAAAAUCAUCUACGACUUCUACUCUGAUCUCUUUGACAGCCAUGCUUACUUGCCUCCUCACCAUCUGAGGAAAGACGGGCAUACCAUUCCAGAAGAAUGCAAGGUUCCGAAACAGUGGAGGACCACCAAGACCGUGUUGUUGUAUCAAAAGGGAGAUCGACAUGACAUCGGCAACUAUCGCCCAAUCUGCUUACUGUCCGUCAUCUACAAGCUCUUUACAAGAGUGAUCCUUAAUAGGAUUGAAAAAGUCUUGGAUGAAGGACAGCCAUGCGAGCAAGCAGGAAUUCGAAAAGGAUUCAGCACGAUUGACAACAUUCACACUGUUUUGAAACUCAUCGAGGUAUCACGAGAAUACAAGAUGCUCCUCUGUCUCACCAUUAUCGAUUUGAAGAAGGCCUUUGAUUCGGUUGUGACGGAAGCAGUCGUAGAAGCCUUGAACAAACAAGGCGUCCCUACUCAGUACAUAAAGAAUCAGCCAAGCGGAGCGAAUGCUGACCGAAUUCGACGAAACAUGUGGAUGCAUCGGUCUUCAGCUGAAUCUACAAAAGACGUUGUUCAUGUGGAACGGAUGAGUCUCGGAUGCCCCAUUCACGCUCAAUGGAACGAACAUAUCCGAAUGCACCAGCUUCGUUUAUCUGGCAUCGACGAUGUAGUGAAGAAGACCAGGAACACACAGCUCCGUGCUCACCUCUUCAACACCACCGUACUUCCUGCUUUGACCUAUGCUUGGGAAACCUGGGCAUUUCGCAAGCAGGAAGAAAACGCGGUGAGCGUCAUUGAACGCGCAAUUGAGAGAGUGAUACUAUCCCGUUUCACGCAAGUGAGGGACGGGAUUCGAAGUUCUCUCUUACGUCAGCGAUCAAAGAUUAGAGACUCUGCUGCGUUUGCCAAGGAAAGUAAAAUAAGGUGGGUCGGACACGUGAUGGGCAUUAACGACAACCGUUGGACCAGAGCCGUGAGCGACUGGGUUCUUCGCGAUAUUAAGCGCACUACAGGAAGACCGCCGACUAGAUGGUCAGACUUAUUCACGAAGUCCUUCAAAGAAAAAUAUGAUGCUCUCCGUGUCCCACGCGAAAGGAGGAACCACUCGGCUACUCUGGCACGCGAUCGGGACAAAUGGAAGAAUUACUGGCGCCCGCUCGACCAGUUCGAAGAUCAACAGGAGUCAAGGUGA